This is a messenger RNA of Sorghum bicolor (sorghum), 1112 nucleotides long. Its product is annotated as glutamic acid-rich protein. Gene Ontology annotation, biological process: transcription by RNA polymerase III. The record is from RefSeq and is a predicted model, not a curated record. Gene Ontology annotation, cellular component: RNA polymerase III complex. The transcript has 8 exons. The coding region runs from base 178 to 798 and encodes 206 amino acids. NCBI's taxonomy places the organism in Eukaryota, Viridiplantae, Streptophyta, Magnoliopsida, Poales, Poaceae.
CUUGCCUCGGCCGCCGCCGCCGCCGGCCGUGUCGAUUCAUCUGCUGGCUGCGGCGAGUCCCUCGUAUCUCACCGCCGACGCCGACGCCGACGCCGUCGCCGUCCUCUCCCCUAUCGCCUCGCGCGCUCCCCGCCGCCCCUUCGGCCUCCAUCUGCUGCCUCGCGGCGUUGCCUCCCGAUGGCGUUCCGAGGCCGUGGAAGAGGGGGCCGCGGGAGAGGUGGGGGCUUCGGGUACGACCACCCGGCCAAGCACACGCCGCACGAGGACUUCCCGGACAUCACCCUGCCAGAGAUGACGUGCGCCAAGGCGAGCAAAGAGGAGAAGGCGCUGAUUGUGUCCACCUUGAAACUCGAGGAGUUCUGGAAGAGUUCUUGCUACUACCUGGAGGAGGAUGCUCCCAAGAAAAAGAAUGAAGACAAAGAGAUUGAAAGAUUUUCUGAUAGGAAACGGAAGACAAGCAAACGUGAGGGUCUUAAGUUGUAUCUCAAACUGACUCCUUCAAAUUUCCCUGCUGAACUGGUGCAAGGAUCUAGAAGAGGGCAAGCAAGCAACAAGAAACUCCGAUGGGAUAAGGAUUCAGAUGAGCAGGCAUUUGAAGUAUUUGAGAAGCUUGAACAAAAGCACAAGGAUGGAAGCAAGGUGGAGAAGGAAGGUGAGGAUGAGGAUGAGCAGGAAGAGGAAGAAGUACAAGAGGAGGAGGAAAAUUCAGACGAUGACUAUAAUCAAAAUAUCGAGUUUGAUGACGACGAUGAUGACUGGAACCAAGAGGAAGAAGCACAGGAAGACUUCUACGAUUAAGUGUGGAUGGGCAGAUUUUACUCCCUUUUUUCCUCCCCUUUUCACUUGUAACUUCACCCAGCAAAAUUAUUAGAGAGCAAUCUUUGUUCUGGUCUUCUUGUCACGAUGGUCACGUGCUUUGUUGGAAACGAAGGAAUGUAACAGCAGUGAAAUAAGAAUUUAGAGAGAGAGAGUUUAAGGAAGACUCUUAGAGACAGGCAGAGAGCAUCUCCAACAGUUUGGUAAAACAUAUGACAAGUGAGAUUUUCUUCUGUCUCCAACAAUUUGCCAAUUGGGCUUGAUAAAUUUAAAUCAACUAAUCUGCUGGAUAACAA